This is a messenger RNA of Salmo salar (Atlantic salmon), 2902 nucleotides long. NCBI's taxonomy places the organism in Eukaryota, Metazoa, Chordata, Actinopteri, Salmoniformes, Salmonidae. The record is from RefSeq and is a predicted model, not a curated record.
GUAUAGAAGCGACUGAUUCGUCACUUCGUAUGACACGUAGCCUCGCAUCUAUACAAUAGCAGGUGGCAUUCAGAACUUUCUCAUUUCACAGUGGGUGGGUGUUCCUAGUUUGCACUGUAGCCUAGGCUGUAGAGACGCGCGAAUAGGCUACUGAGAGGAGAUCCAAUAGACUGCCCUGACUACACAGUAUACCGGCUAAAUGCCCAGCACCUGCAACUGUCUUCACACGACCUUCAGUCUUGUCCUGUUAUCUGCACACAGUAAUACAUUAAGGUAAAAAUAACGGCACACGGCAAUGAGCUCCUCUCUUCCCAAGAGCGAAUCUACUACCUCUCUGUUGAGAUCUUCAGCGGUACCGGUGAGUCGCAGAUCCGCACAUCAUUCUGAGCAUCAUGGGUCGCGCAGCCACCGCAGUCAUCAUCAUCAACCCGACGGAGGUAGCAGUGUACCUGACGAGCCGUGUUGGAGCGAUGAGUGCGAGGCAAGCGCGCGCAGACCGCUUUGUCAACCGAGGCAUGCUGGUGGCAGGACAGACAGGAAUGGAGGUGAUAAACGGGGACAUUCCCACCACUUCCAACAACACAGCAACCACUACGAUGACGGCUACAGACAGGAAGAAAUGAAAGAGCGGAUGGAUCGCAGUGGGAAAGACCGCAGUAAGUCGUCCAGACACCUCCACCCACACCACCACCAUCACAACACCUCCAAAUGUGACCUGCCGCCUGCGCAUCACCACGGGAACCCACGUCCGGACCGGAGGUCCUCGCCAACUCCAUCCUUUACAAAACAAUCCGACGAUACUGCGUACUUUUUUGAAUCAAAGGACAGAAUAAAUGCUGGGUCGUCCACGAGUAUAAACGCUGACCCACCGGCAUCGUCCACGCCAGUGCCCGGUCCCCUUACCAGCCGCACCGCCAAAAGACUCAGCACAGCUCCACCUGAACAUGACUCCAAUCUGCAUCCGAUAGUGAAAUCAGUCUUCGGGCAGGACCAGAAGAAGAACUACAGAGCAGUGCAGUCCUGUGAGGAGGGGACUGGGGGGGCCUAUCUUGAGCCACUAGUGGCUAUGGCUCAGAACGGAGGCAACAUGCACAACAUACUGGGGCCUGCCUGCAUCUUUCUACGCAAGGGCUUCGCUGAGAGCCGGCAGGCUAAGAAGGAUAGAGAGCUGAGGCCGGAGGAGAUGGAUGAGUUGCGCGAGGCUUUUAAAGAGUUUGACAAAGACAAAGAUGGCUUCAUUGGCUGUAAAGACCUAGGCAACUGCAUGAGAACCAUGGGCUACAUGCCUACUGAGAUGGAGCUGAUAGAACUGAGUCAGCAGAUCAACAUGAACUUGGGAGGACAUGUGGACUUUGAGGACUUUGUGGAGUUGAUGGGGCCCAAACUUCUGGCUGAAACAGCAGAUAUGAUCGGGGUCAAGGAGCUAAGGGAUGCUUUCAAAGAGUUUGACACAAAUGGUGAUGGCCAGAUCAGCACAUCGGAACUCAGAGAAGCAAUGAAGAAACUUUUAGGUCAACAGGUUGGUCAUAGAGACCUAGAGGACAUCCUACGGGACAUUGACCUGAAUGGAGACGGCCAUGUAGACUUUGAAGAGUUUGUGCGCAUGAUGUCUCGCUGAGUUUAGGUCAUGAUACCUUUCCUGGUAAGAGAGGAAGAGAAGGAGAAGAAGAAGUGAAGGAGAGGCAGAGAUGGCAGAGCCCUUACCGACAGACCUCUUACCUCAGACUUCUGAACUACAGAAGGAGAAAACGACAUAUCAACCCCGCUCUGCUACUGCCACAUUUGAAGACAUGCACAGAAGCUGAAGGAACAACAUCAGUGAUCAUGAUGAUGCUGUUACUGCUGUCUCUAAGAGCAAAACAGAACAACAGCCAGCCUCCCACAGUUUUACAUUGUACAUUUCAGAUAUUAGAGAAAACAUAUCUAGGUGUUUACAGGGUCUAAAGAGCAAUGUGAUGUUUGAGCUACUUACACUCAUUGCCAUGGUUGGUUAAUGCUGUAGCAAAGUAAAGGAGACACAUUUACAUUUUUAGCACUUUCUUUCUUCUGCCAACGUCUCCUAUAACUAUUCUAAAGCAGCAUAUUCCCUUCUGGGGCUUUGGACUCCUAAGAUCAACUUUUUAAUGGCAAUAUUAUUAUAUCAGUGUACCAACUCUCAAAAUAUGUAUUGUUUGUAUGUGCGUUCUUGUGUGUUUUUGCACCUCAAUUAUCCUUUACUGUAAGAUUCCAUAUGUCUUAAGCUACUGUACAGUUAGUGUCAAACCCAUGGCAUAUGCUGGCUCUAUCUUGAAUUACAUGCCAUGUAUUACCACGGAUGCACUUUUUUAGAUUUUAUCAUUAUCAACACAUAUCGAGUUACAUUAUACGAGUUUUGAACAGAUGGGUUCCUGCUUUGAUAAAUGGAAGAUCCGUUUCAUGAGAACCGAAUACUCUGGGGAAUGCGGUAGCAAUCAUAAUUAAUUGGUCUUCUUCUGGCCAAGCCAAUACACUGUUUUUCACAUUGUUUUGCAUGAAUACUAAGAAUGCAUGCUCCACUUAUGAUUUAACCAGACACACUGUCACUUCCCAUGCAAAUAAACAAUGUGCACCACAAACAAACAUACACACAGUAUAUUAUUGUGGUGAUCAACAUAACACUGAAACCUGUGUGAGAAUGUGUGUGUCUGUGUAUGUUUGUGCGAGCGUGUGUGUGUGUGUGUGUGCGCGUGUGAGAGAUCAGUGUGUAUUUAUGUACUGAUGAGAGUGUUUAUGUAUGAGUGCUUGUGUGUUUUUUUGUGCGAGUCUCCCUUAGGCAGUCUUAAUUGUGACUUUGCACGUGUCUUACUUGUGUGAUUCUAUGCAUGCCAAAUAGUAAAACAAUGUGUAGCAUAGUAGAUGAGAAUAAAGAUUUUUGUUGCAAAAA